CUUCCCUUACUUCUCUUUGUCUUUUCUGUUCUUCCCCUUGCUUUCCUAUAUAUCUCUCACUGUUUCUCUCUUUUUCUGCGGUUUUAUGAGGUUUGUGGUCGUUGUUUGCGAUCACGACGUUAUUCACUUGAGCUGUACAGCUACAGCGUCAUAGACACAGCUUCAUAUACACAUAGGCGCCGAGCUGAGAGCGAACCCCGCACUCCGUAAGCAGCUGGCAGGAGGAGAGAGGCCACGAUGGCUGCUCAUCCGGGCGAAGAAGUCACUGCGACACUCUUCGCCGACGUCCACUACUUCUACGGCCCGCCCACUGCAAAGCCGCCUCACCACCGCUUCGACAAAGGCUCCUACCUCUACCUCUACGAGAAUGCCUCCCAGCGACGCGCACGUAUCGAGGUCGCCAAUUCAGCAGGGACACCAGACCAAGACGCCUUCGAGGGCCUCCUCGACAACGUCCUCAUAACCUACGACCACAAGCACCCCACCCUCCUCACCAUCACUAUCGACGCCUUCCCCCCCCUCCCCCCCCCCUCCCCCACCGACUUCCGCCUCCCCACCUACGACCCGCGAAAUGAGAACAAAUACCUCUACCGCCUCCACACAAUCGACAUCUACCUCUACACCCCCGCCGACGCCACCCUCCUCCUCACCACCCUCCAGCGCCUCCUCCCCUCUAACCACCUCGCCAUCGCCGGCGCUGUCCUCCCCCCACCACCCCACGCCCAAGCCAUGAGCCCUAUAGUCCAACAGCUUGAGAACAUCGCGAUCCAGGAACACUCCCCCCCCUUCGCUGGUCCACCCACCACCGCACCACCCGCCUCCACCUCCCCGCAGGCAGCGCAGUCCUUCGCGCCACUAGCGUAUAACCCCGCUGCCCCCGCUGCGCCCGAGGCAAUCGCUCACCGCGAGAAAACACCCCCGCCACCAGAUGCAGGGACUAACCCCCUCCAUGCCGCGACGCACGAUCACCAGCAGCAGCAGCAAUACCAACCCACGCCACCCCCGGGCGGGGCAGUUUACUUCCCCGGCCCCCCCAGCGCAUCCGGCGGGCAAUACGCACCUACCACCUCCCCCCCCUCAGCUCCCCACCCCGGCAGCGCGCCAGCAGCUGCCCAGCCAGCCACAGCGGCGUCAGGGCUAGCGUAUGCGAAUUACUCGUAUGCGCAGGGCGGGCAGCCGGCGCAGGGACAGGCGGAGUAUGGUGUGCAUCAGCAGGUGUAUAGGCCGACGGAGGGGGAGGCGAUGGGGAAGGUGAAGCCGGUGGAGGGGGAGAAGAGUAAGUUGGGGCAGAAUGCGGUGAGGUUGGAGAAGGGGGUUACGGGGUUCUUGAAGAAGUUUGAGAAGAAGUAUGGGUAA
Molecule: messenger RNA, 1356 nt
Organism: Pseudogymnoascus verrucosus
Lineage: Eukaryota; Fungi; Ascomycota; Leotiomycetes; Thelebolales; Thelebolaceae
Exons: 3
Coding region: 238-1356 (372 amino acids)
Source: RefSeq, a predicted model, not a curated record